AUGGCGACUUUUGAACUGCUCAGAAACGAAUCCGUGGACUGCUCUAUCCAAGUGGAAGCAGAAUCUUCCAGUCAGAUCUUGCAUGAUGGAUGUAUGAAAAAAAGUAGUGAAACCACCAUGCCAGAACUGCCAGAUCUGUCUGAAUUAAUAGAUAAACUAAAGAAUGAUCGCAGGUUUCAUGAAGUUAUAAACGAAAAAAAUAAAGAUCUUUUACAUUCUAAUGAUUUGGAACACUUCCACCAAACAUUUAAUGUUACUGGGCUUCGCCCAUCAUUUGUGAACCAUUCUGGAUAUGUGAUUUUGAUUUUAAAUGAUUGUGGCUCUAUGUUUAGAUGGGACAAGAUGUCACAAGACUUUGAUUAUUUGGGAAACAGUUUGAGAGAAGGUCUUACAAACUAUAUCUACCAUCCAGAGAAAAUAUGCACUAUAAUUGAGUUCACCGGUGAGAUGAUACCAAGAGAAGAACUUAGAUAUCAAUCAAUAAAAAAGCUACAUGGUCUCAAAUUCCAAUCAUUUGCAAAGAUGCUAAUUCAUAGUGACUAUUAUCAAGAAGGGAAAGAAAGCAUUCAAAUUUAUAGAAAUGAAAAGACAUAUAAGUUCACAGAUUCAGUUGAAGAGUUCCAGAAAUCAGAUUGGUUAGAAUACGAAAUUUUAAACACAUACAACGA
This is a messenger RNA of Racocetra persica, 668 nucleotides long. Lineage: Eukaryota; Fungi; Glomeromycota; Glomeromycetes; Diversisporales; Gigasporaceae. The record is from the annotation of a GenBank genome assembly.